Molecule: messenger RNA, 1431 nt
Organism: Aphanomyces invadans
Lineage: Eukaryota; Oomycota; Saprolegniomycetes; Saprolegniales; Verrucalvaceae
Exons: 2
Coding region: 83-874 (263 amino acids)
Molecular function (GO): phosphatidylinositol binding
Source: RefSeq, a predicted model, not a curated record
GUUGUCCGCUGCACCGGCGCACGCCGCCGACCGGAGGCCACUCGACAACAUCCACUGCAGCCACCAGCCACCCACAGGGACGAUGGACGACACCCAGCGGCCAUCGUUCUGCUCGUUUGGCACCAACAAACUGUCGUGGACAGAGGGCCGACGGUCGAGUUUGUGCCUGGACUCGCUCCACCUCUUGGACUCGAUGCCGAGAUUCCAGAAGGCCCUCGUGUCGGCAAAGGUGAAAGGCACGCCGCAAGUAUGUCCUGACCGCCCGUCGUUCUACUUUACCAACUACACCAUGCAUAUGACGUGCCCAACGACAAAUGUGUUCUGGGUCGUCCGACAGCGCUUCUCGCAAGUAUACGCCAACCGCAAAGCCAUCUUGGCAGCUUCGUCCGACAAGUGUUCUGCGGAAGGCAGAUUGCUCCUCCGUGGUCUCAUGCGUCCCUUGCGAGUGUUUCCCAAGCGACGACUUGGCGUCGACUGCGACGCUAUCGUUGCAGAGCGGUGCGAGGGCUUCCGCAACUACAUUGCUGCCCUUUUCCACGUUCGUGAGGCAUGCUAUGUGUCGUUGGAGACAGCGGAUGCAUCGACCACCGUCGUGCUUCGACGAACCAUCAAGCUGAUGGAACAGGCCGUUGAGAUGCCAGAGCUACACAAACGCGAGGAACUCAAGUGGCGCGACCGGCUCUCGCGCAUGCACACCCACGAAGCGUGCCCUGACGACGACAGGACGUGCUCGAUCUGUCUAGAAGACUUCGAAGAGUCUGCGCCUGCCUUCACCAACAUCCGCCUCGGGUGCAAUCACGCGUUCCAUCUCGACUGUGUGUCGACAUGGCUCACGCGACACGCCACAUGUCCUCUGUGUCGUGUGAAUGUGUAGAGUAUGACUAGAGGCAUGAACUUCUCCAACGACCUCCACAUUUCGUGGCGUUUUUUGCACACUGUCGUGACAAGGGAGUUGUUGCCUUCGUGAAGCUAGCUCGAGUGUACCUGAUGAACUCAUCUGAGGCAUCUUUAUCUUCUCGGCAGCACGUCUCCAUGGGAUCGCACGUAACCCAAUACCAUGCGGGUCGUAAUAUCUUGCUCUUCCUCACCGGCUGCCCUCAACGACACAUUCCUCGAGAACUUGAACGAUUGAAAGGAGUGCAUGCUGGGCCAGAUGCUGUUAGCCUGUACUCGUAUGAUGGUUGGAAGCGCUGCCGUGGGCUGAUGGAGCGAUGUGUGUCGUUGUCUGUACCGCCAUAGUUGGACCUCAACGUGGUUUCGCCGUGACAUGGCGCCGUAGAAACCAAGCCGUAGUCGUGAAAAGCUGACGCUCCAAGCCAAGCACGUGGGGAGGCGCCAGGUCAUGCUGAGGUAGAUGCCGUUCCACGCGGCGAGGCAUCACCGCAAGCGCCAUCGACGGUGCGACAUGCUAUUUCAGACAGACCAGACCUC